GUCACAGAGAAAGAGAUCUUCUCUGCGGCCGUUUUCUUUGCAGUAUUGAACGGCACUUCCAGUUCGGAAUGAACGAUUUAUCCCAUUCUGUUUACAUUCUAGUCAAUAUCUGUUUUCAAAUCUAGCAAAUUCGGACUUUUCACACAACGUUAUUGAAAAAUGCUGCAGAUUCAGCUUCUGAUAGAAAGAAUGCCUGCAGAAGAUUGGCAACAGCUUUGGAACUAAAAAUAAUAUUGUAAAAUGUACCUAAAAAACAAGACUGUAGAAAAAGAUGAAGAUUUUGACUGAAAAUUUGUUUACAGAUGUAGACACUUCUGCAGAUGACAUUAUUGCUUUGCUUUAUUCUAUCGUCUUUUGAAACAACUUUUGUGAGAUCCAAUUCUAUCAGAUUUUAACUUCUAAAAUAAAGCUCAUCCUGUUUUAUGAUGAAGAACCUCUCUGAAAAAUAUGUAUAAAAAGAAUUUUAAAACUAUAAUAUUAUCACUAUGGAUGCAUCCAAAUCAUAAUCCUUCAUUUCACUCGUGGGUGUUUUCUAGCCAGCAUUUAUGCAAUUCACUUCCAUUCAUUCUGUUUUUAUGAAGAAAGUAAUUUGUCAGGCCAUUGAUGAAAUUUCAGUCACAGAUGACUUUUGAGGAUAGGAGCAUGCAGUGAAGGAAUAAAGUGUCUACUUCAAAAGAAAGUAGAAUGUAGUUCUUAUUAUGUACGAAUGAAAAGCAUUGCCUAAUGGGCGAUUACAACUCAUGCGACUUUACCACAUUUUUUUUAAAGUAAAAAUUUGUUCAGAAAAAAGAGGAUGGAGGUUUCUGUCAAGACGAAUGAAGCAAAUUUAGUUAGCGAUCCGCCCCAUGACGCAUGUGGCAUUGAUACAAAUAUUCACAUUCAAACUCGGACAAAUCAGAAUCCCAAAUGCGAUUUAUGUGGUGAAUUUUUCUUUGGGAAAAGUUGUUCAUGUGAAUCCGUUCGUAAUGAUGCCGUGGAAAAACCCUAUUCGUGCGAUACAUGUGGCAGAAAAUUUUCUAAAGAAGGUUAUUUGAAUAAGCAUUCAAGAUGUCACACUAAUGAAAAACUCUUUUCUUGUGAUAAGUGUGGAAAAAACUUUUCCCACAAACAUCGCUUAAAUUAUCAUUAUCGGCUUCAUUCGAACGAGAAACCCUUUUCCUGUGAUAUGUGCGGUAAAUUAUUUCUUCAGAAAAGUAAUUUGAAUCAACAUAAACGCAUUCACUCAGGUGAUAGACCUUAUUCUUGUGACACAUGCAGUAAAGCUUUUUCUACAAAACAGUAUUUAAAAAGGCAUUAUCGAACUCAUACGAAUGAAAAGCCAUAUUCUUGUAUUGUAUGUGAAAAAAGGUUUUCUUUGAAACAGUGUCUGAACAGCCAUUACCGUAGCCAUACUAAUGAAAAACCUUAUUCUUGUGAAAUUUGCAAUAAACAACUUUCUCAUAAACAGUCUUUAAGAGGACAUUAUCUAACUCAUAAAAAUGAAAAGCCCUAUUCUUGUGAUGUAUGCAAUCUGAGGUUUAAUUCUAAAGGUCAAUUGAAAGAGCAUUAUCGAAGACAUACAGAUGAAAAACCAAUUUCUUAAGUUUCAGCAUUAUCGAGUUCAUAAAAAUGAAAAGCCCUAUUCUUGUGAUGUAUGUAAUAAAAAUUUUACUUGUAAAUGUAAUUGGAAUUAAGAAGUCAUUAUAAAUGUCAUUGGAAUGCAAUUGAUGUCAUACAAAUGGGAAACUCAUUUCUUAACGUUACUUUAAGGAAAAAUUGUCUUCGAAAAAUAAUUUAAUUAAGCAUGUUAAAUCUCAAAUUUUU
Molecule: messenger RNA, 1803 nt
Organism: Argiope bruennichi
Lineage: Eukaryota; Metazoa; Arthropoda; Arachnida; Araneae; Araneidae
Product: oocyte zinc finger protein XlCOF19-like
Exons: 3
Coding region: 794-1582 (262 amino acids)
Biological process (GO): regulation of transcription by RNA polymerase II
Cellular component (GO): nucleus
Molecular function (GO): DNA-binding transcription factor activity, RNA polymerase II-specific; RNA polymerase II cis-regulatory region sequence-specific DNA binding
Source: RefSeq, a predicted model, not a curated record